This is a messenger RNA of Camellia sinensis, 664 nucleotides long. Its product is annotated as photosystem II reaction center W protein, chloroplastic. The record is from RefSeq and is a predicted model, not a curated record. Gene Ontology annotation, cellular component: chloroplast; chloroplast thylakoid membrane; photosystem II. Gene Ontology annotation, biological process: photosynthesis; photosystem II stabilization. NCBI's taxonomy places the organism in Eukaryota, Viridiplantae, Streptophyta, Magnoliopsida, Ericales, Theaceae.
UAAACUGAAAUAAUCAUAGGCUUCAACUUUUUUCCUAUACUGGUAGCUGCGCUGCUCAAUUCUGCGGAACAAAAUCUGAGAAGAAGAACUAAAUUGUUCUAAAAUGGCUACCAUUACUGCUUGCACCUCAUCAUUAGUAACACGCACCGCCGUCGUGCAGAAGAGAAUGAUGGCGGUUCCUUCCUCAUCUGUUCUUGGGUUGCCAGCAAUGGCAAAGAAGGGAAAAGUGAGAUGUUCAAUGGAGGGAAAGCCAUCUUCUGUGGAGGACAGCAGCAGCAGCUCAAAAGUGGGGAUGGGUGCAUCAUUGAUGGCUGCCGCUUGUGCUGCAACCAUGUCAAGCCCAGCCAUGGCACUGGUGGAUGAGAGGCUGAGCACAGAAGGAACUGGACUUCCCUUUGGUUUGAGCAACAACCUUCUGGUUUGGAUCCUGGUGGUUGUGUUUGGUUUGAUAUGGGCUUUCUACAUUAUCUACACUUCCACCCUUGAAGAGGAUGAGGAGUCUGGAUUGUCUCUCUGAACCCAAAAACAAGAGGAGUUGUUGUGUUUCAUUCAUCAUAUCACUAUCAAAAUGCAAUGUUGAGCUUUGUGUUUACAAUUGCAUUUUCUUCUCUGUAAUAUUACCUUGUUUUCUGUAUUUAACUACUUUGUUUCUUGAUUGUACUUC